CACUUUGACAGUCUUCUCAUGCUGCCUCUGCCACCUUCUCGGGCAGAAGAUAUUUCAACUCUAACACAGCAUGAUCGAAACAUACAGCCAACCUUCUCCCCGAUCUGUGGCCAGUGGACCACCUGUCAGUAUGAAAAUUUUUAUGUAUUUACUUACUGUUUUUCUUAUCACUCAGAUGAUUGGGUCCGCACUUUUUGCUGUGUAUCUUCACAGAAGAUUGGACAAGAUAGAAGAUGAAAGGAAUCUUCAUGAAGAUUUUGUGUUCAUGAAAAUGAUACAGAGGUGCAACAAAGGAGAGAGGUCCUUAUCCUUACUGAACUGUGAGGAAAUUAGAAGCCAGUUUGAAACCUUUGUCAAGGAUAUAAUGGGAAAUGAAGUGAAGGAGAAAGAAAAAAACUUUGAAAUGCAAAAAGGUGAUCAGGAUCCUCAAAUUGCAGCACAUGUCAUAAGUGAGGCCAGUAGUAAAACAGCAUCUGUUCUGCAGUGGGCCCAAAAAGGAUACUAUACCAUGAGCAACAACUUGGUAACUCUUGAAAAUGGGAAACAACUGGCUGUUAAAAGACAAGGACUCUAUUAUAUCUAUGCCCAAGUCACAUUCUGUUCCAAUCGGGAAACUUCGAGUCAAGCUCCAUUUAUAGCCAGCCUCUGCCUGAGGUCCACAAGUGGAUCUGAGAGAAUCUUACUUAGAGCGGCAAACACCCACAGUUCCUCCAAACCUUGUGGGCAACAAUCCAUUCACUUGGGAGGAGUAUUUGAAUUGCAACCAGGUGCUUCAGUGUUUGUCAACGUGACUGAUCCAAGCCAAGUGAGCCAUGGGACUGGCUUCACGUCUUUUGGCUUACUGAAACUCUGAACAGUGUAACCUCGCAGGCUGCCACUGAGCUGAUGCUGGUAGUCUUCAUAAUACAGCAAAGCAGUUAAGACCACCACUCCCCUGUUGAACUGCCUAUUUAUAACCCUACAAUCCUCCUCAUGGAGAACUAUUUAUUAUACAUCCCAAGGCAUGUAGGGCUGCAUUAAGUGAAUUAUGGGGUAGGUGAAACCCAAAGAGGCCCUGUUCCAUAAGAGCUUAUAUUCUGAAGCAGCAACCUGAUUGAUGCAGACAUACAGAGAUUCCUGUGAAAAGACAAGGCCAUUAUGCACAGAUUGAAUUCUGAGUAAACAGCAGAUAAUUAGUAAGUUUAGGGAGUUUUUUUAUCUGCAGUGUCUUUCAGUGGAUAAUGUAUUUGAUUUAUCAGUGAAGAUGCAGAAGGGAAAUAAGAAGCCUUAGCUCGCAUUUAGUUGUAUGGUUGAUUCUGGGUCCCUGUGCCACUGAUGAUGGGGACAGGCUCCAGAAAGAUUAAGGCAGUGGCGAACUAAAAAACUUCUCCCCCACCAGCCCCCCAACACUCAUUCUUUCUUUCUCUCUCUCUCUCUCUCUCUCUCUCUCUCACACACACACACACACACACACACACACACACACACACACACACACACACACAGUGUCAGGCUGUUGCUAAUCAGUUAUAUCAACCCUGUCCCUAUCUCUACCACUGUAAAUGGGAGGGGGAACAGAGAGAGCAGCUCUGAGCCUGACCACUCCUCCUCAAGAAGUGACUGUAUUUAAAGGAAAUCUAUUGUAUCUGCCUGCAGUCUUCAUUGUUUCCAGAGUGAACUUGUCAUUAUCUUGUUAUUUAUUUUUUGAAUAAUAAA
This is a messenger RNA of Phyllostomus hastatus (greater spear-nosed bat), 1695 nucleotides long. RefSeq names its product CD40 ligand (gene CD40LG). Gene Ontology annotation, biological process: immune response. The coding region runs from base 71 to 853 and encodes 260 amino acids. Gene Ontology annotation, cellular component: membrane. Lineage: Eukaryota; Metazoa; Chordata; Mammalia; Chiroptera; Phyllostomidae. Gene Ontology annotation, molecular function: tumor necrosis factor receptor binding. The record is from RefSeq and is a predicted model, not a curated record. The transcript has 5 exons.